This is a messenger RNA of Elgaria multicarinata webbii, 187 nucleotides long. It is a transcript of the gene STRIT1, whose product is annotated as small transmembrane regulator of ion transport 1. Lineage: Eukaryota; Metazoa; Chordata; Lepidosauria; Squamata; Anguidae. Gene Ontology annotation, biological process: regulation of slow-twitch skeletal muscle fiber contraction; regulation of ATPase-coupled calcium transmembrane transporter activity. Bases 72 to 179 code for a protein of 35 amino acids. The transcript has 2 exons. The record is from RefSeq and is a predicted model, not a curated record.
GCUCUAGAAAGCUUAGAGAUGCAGUUGCAGACUCAAACAUUAAACCAGUUCUGUUUAGACACACAAGAGGAAUGGCAGAAACAGAGGCAAUCCCAUAUUCCAAGUAUGUUGUGCCCACCCUUCUCUUCAUUGGCUGGAUUUUAGGCUGUGCAUUAAUGGUUUACUUUGUCUUCUCGUAAAAGAGGGU